Pyricularia oryzae 70-15 is the source of this 893-nucleotide messenger RNA. RefSeq lists its product as uncharacterized. The transcript is spliced from 4 exons. Gene Ontology annotation, cellular component: mitochondrion. The record is from RefSeq and is a predicted model, not a curated record. Lineage: Eukaryota; Fungi; Ascomycota; Sordariomycetes; Magnaporthales; Pyriculariaceae. Bases 98 to 424 code for a protein of 108 amino acids.
CGCGAAUAGAGAAAUCCGACUGCACGUCUUGAGAUUUGCAUGACGCUUCUUCAUUGUACGCCAUUGAGACUCUACGCAUUCAGGUUAUGCGAACAAGAUGAGUGUCCCACGCGCGCGAUUACUGCAGCUGAUGAAGGCGCAAUGCGAAGUCUUCUCAACAGCUUAUAAUCCCGAAGGUGUUCGGACGGGCAACAAGAUUCUGCGACAGAGGUUAAGAGGCCCUGCGCUGGCAGCAUACUACCCACGACGUGUUGUCACCCUCCGAGACUUAAGGAAGGAGUUGGGUCAGGAGUUCAUGAUAGAGGAUGAGGCUGAGGAGGAUCGACUAUUGAAGAUUGAGGAGCUCAAGGCUCGUGGGAAGGGUGCCCCGAAGAAGAAGAAGGGUCCAGCAUCGGCAUCAGACGGCCCGAAGAAGAAGAAAUAAAUCAGACCCAACGUGUAUUAUGACCGACUGUAUAAAAGAAGUUUACAGACAACUUGAGAAUUCCACAAACCUAAAAUAGCUACUUACCUGCGUUGAUUUCAUGGGGAUUUUUUGAAAGCCACCGAUCUCCUGUUGGCCACAUCGUUUGACACAUACUGGGCUCGCCUCUAGUUAUACUGGUCGCAAUUUUACUUGACAAGCCAGUCGCGGACAUUGACAUUGCGAUAUUCGGGAUGUGAACCUGGUGUCAAGUCAGGGUGGUCGAUGCUUCAUUGACAUAAGUGGGAUAUUGAGCUACCGGUAGGAUCUGAAAGAGUAUUCGAAAGAAGUUGGAAUAUCGUGUAUCAUCUACUCAGCACCUAGGUACGCUUUGGCAUCAUAUCACAUGCUGACUGCCGAUCAUCGCAGGUCAGAGUUGCAGUCAGCUGCCACACGUACAUAAACAUGUCGAUUAUCGAGCUUACACGCC